CGCGGGCCGGGCUGCGGGCGGGGGCCGGGCGGGGAGCCCCGCGGAGGACCGAGCCGAACCUGCGGAGCCGGCGCGCCGAGCCCGGUCUGGGGAGACUUCUGGGCCCCCCUGUACCCCAAGGCAGCAGAGCCUCGGGCAGAGCUGGUGAGACCCCCGGAGGGAAGGCAGUCUGUCCCGCCUGUUCUGGGCAAGGGGCCGUCUGGCCAUGUCACCCGUGGCUGCUGCUGAGCCGGACGGGGCCCAGCGCAACAGGUGCGUCAGCAAGCUCAUCUUCUUCCUUUUUGUCUUUGGUGCCAUGCUGCUGUGUGUGGGGGUGCUGCUGUCCAUCUUUGGGUUCCAGGCAUGCCAGUACAGAAUCUUCCAGGACUGCAGCGUGGUGCUGAAGGUCGCUGGGCCGGCCUGUGCCGCGGUAGGGCUGGGGGCUGUGAUCCUGGCCCGCUCCCGGGCCCGGCUUCAGCUCCGGGAGAGCCGCCUGCGGGGCAGUCCGGCGGACCCCGACCGAGACUUCCUCUGUGGGGAGAGCCGCCAGUUUGUCCAGUGCCUCAUCUUUGGGUUUCUGUUCCUGACAAGUGGCAUGCUCAUCAGCAUCCUGGGCAUUUGGGUCCCCGGCUGUGGCUCAGACUGGGCGCAGGAAGCGCUGAACGAGACGGACUCUGCCGACACAGAGCCGCAGAUGUGUGGAUUCCUGUCCCUGCAGAUCAUGGGGCCCCUGAUUGUACUCAUGGGGUUGUGUUUCUUUGUGGUGGCCCACGUGAAGAGAAACAACCUGCACGAGGGCCAGGAUGCCUCCGAAAAUGAGGACCCGCAGAUCCGGAGCUUGGAGCCUGUCCAGGUCACCGUAGGUGAUGCCGUGAUCCUAUUCCCGCCGCCGCCACCGCCCUACUUUCCCGAGUCCUCGGCUCCUGCGGCGACUCGAAGUCCUGGGGCUGACGGUUUGCGUCUAGAUGAAAAUCCACCUUCGUAUUACAGUAUUUUUAACUAUGGUCGGACCCCAGCUCCUGGGCGCCAGGGCGCGGCCCCCGAGGCGCAUGGCGAAUCCAUAUACACCAUUUCCGGGGCUGCUGCGGCCCCCGACACCCUCCCACCCCCCGAGCUGCCUCCCAGGUACGAGGAGAAGGAAACGGCGGCCGCCUCGACGCCGACCCUGGGCUCCGGGCCUGCCGCGCCGUGAGCCGUGCACUCCGCUUCCGUUUUCUGGAAAACUGAUGGCUAUUUUAUUUAAUUUGUUUUUUAAUAAAAAGAAAAAAAAAUACCA
Molecule: messenger RNA, 1255 nt
Organism: Canis lupus familiaris (dog)
Lineage: Eukaryota; Metazoa; Chordata; Mammalia; Carnivora; Canidae
Gene: TMEM171
Product: transmembrane protein 171
Exons: 4
Coding region: 206-1171 (321 amino acids)
Source: RefSeq, a predicted model, not a curated record